AUGGGCAAUGUCAGUAGCAGACCCGACGAUGGGUCGACUCUGUAUCUCAGAGACCAGAAUCGCCUGAGCAUCACCUCGAUUGUUGUUACGAACCCGCGGAAGCGCACUUCCAUUCACAUCACUCCCAACGCAUUCCCGGCCAGCAGAGACCCGGAGUCUUCCAACGGCAAUGGACCGCCCAACUUCCUACUCAAGCUAAGCGGCGAUGAUGAGCUUAUAUUUACCUUCGCAUUUGUUAUCCGCCAGACGACGCAGCCCGCGCUAUCGAACUCGCCAAAUCUCGACGGCCAAACAGCGUCGACCGAUACCAACAUAUCUGGCCUCACCUUUGUCUACGCUUCCACCUCAAAGGAAGUCGAGAACCUAGUCACCCGAGAGUUCCACGCCAAUCCUAAUUUGCAUAAAAAUGACAAUGUGGCUCUCGUUGGGGAUUAUUCAACAAGCGGGAGCGCCGCGGUGUCCUUCGAAUGGACGUGGAAAUGGAAAGCUCCUAGUCGUCAGGAAGACAAAGGCGGUGGCUGGAGGAACUCUUGCAGCGUUCUUUGUCGAGUACGAUUCACGCGCUCACCGAUUGCACACUCUCGCUGCUUUUUCAUAUUGGGUUUCAAGUAUGCUCGGCCGGUUAAAGUUGCAAAGUCUUCUUGUUCAUACACAACACCAACUCAGCCCAGCUCCCCCUCGGCACCGUUCCUUUUGGCGUCACCACCCAAGAUCCGAAUUGCUUCAGCUCAAUCGGUAGACUCUCGCCUCGCCGCCGCAGAUAUUGACGAGCAGCCGCUCUCCCCCUUGCUCACCCCUGGAGAGAUGAACCUACCCCCUGUUCCGCAAACUAAAGAAUCUGCAAAGGUAGACGUACAAUGCGUUCCCAGGCCAGCCGAAGACGUUACUGUAGCCGACGAUGGUCCUGUUUUCCGCGCCACACUGAAAGCACUUGAACAAAAGACCGGAAACAUGCGCGCGCAGAUGAAAAAGGUGUUAAAGAGAGCAGAACAAGUUCAUACAUCUCAGACCGAAGCCAACGAAGCGUUUGUCGCUUUCGUGGAUGCGUUGCGCGAAGCCUCGUCUACGAAUGCAAAUGCCGUUCAGCCUGCGUUGGAGCACUACUUUGACAAGAUUGCUCGAGAAAUCCUGGCUUACGAACGCCAAAAUACCGCGAAUCUUCAGAAGAUCAUUAUCGAACCCAUUACCAAAUUAUAUCAGUUUGAUAUUAAGCAAGCAGAAAAUAAGAAGCGAGAUUUCGAGGAAGAGAGCAAAGACUAUUAUGCCUAUGUUUCACGAUAUCUUGGACAGCGUCAAGACUCAGUCAAGGCUAAGAAGCUUGCUGAAAGCGAUUCUAAAUAUCAAAACAAGCGGCGAAAUUUCGAGCUAAAGCGCUUUGACUACUCAAGUUUCGUCCAGGAUCUCCAUGGUGGUCGCAAAGACCAAGAGGUGUUGUCACAUCUGACAAAGUUUGCCGAUGCACAAGCGGGUUCAUUUUUGUCUACAGCGCAAAAGAUUGAAAAUCUUCGCCCCCAGCUUGUUGCUCUGGCAAACGAGGUCCAAGAGGCCGACAAGGAAUACCAAUACCAGCGAAGGGAGCGCGAGGAGAAGCGGCGUCAACUAGAACAGAGCAACAAGACGUACACAGAACCGGAACAAGCCAGCCUCGGCAGCGCCGCAACUAUAGUGGCAAACUCUAACAACAGCACAGCCCAUACCUCAGAUACGGAGCUUGGAAGAGCUGAAAGCACGGGCUCUCAGCUCAAGCCUUCGACCUCGAGCGGCGCUGUGCAAACAACUGCGACUAUUCCCGCACCUGCAGAUAUCGGCCAAGCCUCGGCUAUCGGCAGCCCCAGCCAGAGUUCAAAGUUCAAAGGCAUCCGUGAUCUUGAGGACCAGAGUAGCUUACAAUCAAACUUAUCACAGAGAAAGGAAGGUCUUCUCUGGGCAUUGAACCGGCCAGGCGGGCACGUUGACCCUCGCAACUUGAACAAGCAGGGAUGGCACAAAUUUUGGAUCGUUCUAGAUCAGGGUAAACUGUCCGAAUACAGUAAUUGGAAGCAGAAGUUGGAUCUCCACAUGGACCCCAUUGACCUCCGCAUGGCUUCGGUCCGCGAAGCCAGAAAUGCCGAGCGGCGAUUUUGUUUCGAGGUCAUCACGCCCAAUUUUAAGCGUGUGUAUCAAGCAACGUCCGAGGAGGAUAUGAACAGCUGGAUUUUGUCCAUCAACAAUGCUCUGCAGAGCGCCGUGGAGGGCCGAGCUUACCGGGAUCGACAAGCAACAUCAAGGGGAUCUGAUUCUUCUCUUAAGAGGGACAUCGGCUCCGUUCUCACUGGCAAAAUUCAAUCCGUUCAUGGCUCCCACCACUCGCAUCACUCCAAUGCCAAUAGCGGGGUUCCGUUCCGAAGAACAACGGUUGGCGCACGGCCCAGUCCAGUGCGGAUGCCCAGCUCGACUUACGAUGAGCAUCCAGACAGGCUAUUGCAGAUGUUGCGAGAUAAUGACCAAGGAAACUGCUACUGUGCUGACUGCGGCUCGGAUAUCAAGGUUGAGUGGGUAUCGAUCAAUCUGGGCAUUAUUCUUUGCAUCGAAUGCGGCGGCAUCCAUCGUUCGCUAGGAACGCACGUCAGCAAGAUACGCUCCCUCACUCUGGAUAUCAAGUCCUUUACUCUCGAUAUUGUCGAAAUGCUCCUCCUCGUCGGUAACCGAGUGUCCAACAUGGUCUGGGAAGCUAAGCUUGACCAGACUCAAAAGCUAGGAGCGCAAGCAAACCGCGAGCGACGCUUAAGAUACAUCACUGCGAAAUAUGUGGAACGCGCAUUUGUCGAUCCUAUUUCGCCGACACUUUCACGAUAUGCCUCAGCGGACGAAACUUUGUUGGCUGCUAUUAAGAAGAACGAGAUCCAGCAAGUGCUCUACGCUUUGGCGCUGGGGGCGAACCCAAAUGUUGUGGACAAGAUGCGAGGGACGCACGCUGUGUGGCUAGCGCUUGCGGCCGCCGACCCAGCCUCACCGUCUCCCAUUCCUGGGCAAAGCUCAACAGACUCUGAGAACAAGCCGGUGCCUUUCCCCGUAGCCGAACUGUUGAUUCAGAAUGGCGCGGAAAUCCCAGCAUCUCUUCCGGCAUUCCCGCUCGGAAGGUACGCGCAGCAAUAUUACGAGCAGAAGAAGGGCAAAGGGUUCACCAUUGGCGGCAACGAUACGGUGCCCUCGUUACCCACCAGCGGCAGCAGCUCCGCUGAUAGGCUUCUAAAAGACAAGGAAGUUCGUCUUCAGAAGCGAGUUAGUGCAGGGGGGAGGCUGGCAAGGUCGCCCAUCCCGGAAAAAUAG
Molecule: messenger RNA, 3309 nt
Organism: Trichoderma harzianum CBS 226.95
Lineage: Eukaryota; Fungi; Ascomycota; Sordariomycetes; Hypocreales; Hypocreaceae
Exons: 6
Coding region: 1-3309 (1102 amino acids)
Biological process (GO): intra-Golgi vesicle-mediated transport
Cellular component (GO): endosome; trans-Golgi network; cytoplasm
Molecular function (GO): GTPase activator activity; protein binding
Source: RefSeq, a predicted model, not a curated record